GGCGGCAGCAGCAGCAGCCAGUGGGGGCUGCCUCCCUCGCCCGCUCGCCCGGCAGCCGCCUCCCCCCGCCCCGGCCGGCGCUGAGGGAAGGAGGGAGCGCCUCGCCGUGCUGUGCCGUGCCGCCCGCCUCGCCUCGCCCCUCGCCGCCGCCGCCAUGCUGCCCGGGGUGGGGGUGUUCGGCACCGGCCUGACGGCGCGGGUGAUCGUGCCGCUGCUGAAGGCGGAGGGCUUCGCCGUGAAGGCGCUGUGGGGCCGCACGCCCGAGGAGGCGGAGGAGCUGGCCAAGGAGAUGAGCGUCCCCUUCUACACCAGCCGCAUCGACGAGGUGCUGCUGCACCAGGACGUCGACUUGGUCUGCGUCAACUUGCCGCCGCCGCUCACCCGGCAGGUCGCCGUCAAGACCCUGGGGACCAACUUUUCUUUUCACACAAACCUUUCUUUGGGCAUUGGAAAGAAUGUCAUCUGUGACCGAACGGCGACUCCCCUGGAUGCCUUUAGGAUGAUGACCGCGGCUCAUUAUUACCCAAAACUCAUGAGCAUCAUGGGGAACGUUUUGCGCUUCCUGCCCGCUUUCGUGAAGAUGAAGCAGCUGAUCCAGGAGGGUUACGUAGGGGAGCUGCUGGUGUGUGAGGUGCAGGUUCACAGCGGAAGCCUACUAGGCAAAAAGUACAACUGGAGCUGCGAUGACCUGAUGGGAGGUGGGGGCUUGCACUCAGUUGGCACCUACAUCAUUGACCUCCUGACCUUCCUCACCAGCCAGAAGGCCGUGAAAGUGCACGGGUUGCUCAAGACCUUUGUGAAGCAGACGGACCACAUCAAGGGGAUACGGCAGAUCACCAGCGACGACUUCUGUACGUUUCAGAUGGUCCUGGAAGGUGGCGUGUGCUGCACGGUGACGCUCAACUUCAACGUCCCGGGGGAGUUCAAACAAGACAUUAUUGUGGUGGGUUCGGCAGGACGGCUGAUUGUAAUAGGCACUGAUCUCUAUGGACAGAGCAACAGCUCUCCUCAGCGGGAGCUCCUGCUAAAGGACUCCACGCCAGUCAGCAACUCCUUACUUCCAGAGAAGGCCUUCAGUGACAUCCCAUCCCCCUACCUCCGGGGCACCAUUAAGAUGGUUCAAGCUGUCCGGCAGGCAUUUGAGGACCAGGACGACAGGAGGACCUGGGACGGGAGGCCCCUUACAAUGGCUGCCACUUUUGAUGACUGUCUGUAUGCCCUGUGUGUGGUGGACACCAUUAAAAAGUCAAACCAGUUGGGGGAGUGGCAGAACAUUUCAAUCAUGACCGAGGAGCCAGAACUGAGCCCAGCAUACUUAAUCAGCGAAGCCAUGCGGAAGAGCAGGAUGUCUCUGUACUGCUAGCUCCUCUCAGCUCAUAGGAAAGAAUAGGAACCAGACAGCUCUUGAAGGGCCUGGGUACCUUAGAAACAGCUGAGGAUACAGGAGAAAGAAAUACGGUGUUUGGAUCAACUAAAUCUGUUGGUGGCUAAAUGCCAAAGUGAUAAGGUCCUUAGAAAUGCCCAAAACAGAUAGGAGACUUAAGAGCUGACAUAACUGUUUUAAUAACAGUAUUAGCUGGCUGAUUGGAAAGAUACAUCAUGGACUCAUCUCCUGCUUGCAGGUGCUUUAGAUUAUCCAAUUGUGUUUACUGUGAAAGGUUGGGAAGAUCCUUUUAGAUUUUCCUUACCUACCAGAGGGCUGUGAAGGUACUGUCAUGUCGUUAAAUUUUCUGUAGUGUCUGACGUGAGUGGUUCCUACCAUGACAGCUGACACCACCAUGCUGUAGUACUACACCUCUAACCAACACACAGAAUAAUAGGACUUGGUGUGAAAGUGUCGCGUGAUAUGGAAAAAUCUCGGCAGCUCACUUCAUAUAGCUUGUUAGGAGCUUCUCUGUGUUGGUUUAGCUAGUUGUUUUGUGUUUUGUUUUGUUUUGUUUUAAAGCACAACUAAGUAGGAAAAUGUGUGGCUUUUAAAACAAAGCAGUCCUCAACCACAGUGCAUAUGCCCUAGUAUUGGGGGAGGGAGGGUCUUCUGUGAGCUCCUGGUGAGCUUCAGUGUUAACUGCACAGAUUUGCUGAUUAAAAUGGGUUGUGCAAAACCUUCAUGGAUGGCACGUGGCAUGACACAGUAGCGAUCGUGGGUUUUAUUAUACAGCUGAACUCAGGCUAGUCUUAUGAAGGUUUACACACAAUUUCCUGUGUCUGGGACUGACUUUUGAGUGAAUUCAUUGUGCAUUUUGGUUUUAGGUGGAAAACAGUAGAAAUCCAACCCGAAACCGUAUGAUGCUUAGACAGGCAGUGUUCUUUUAAACCUUUGGGAACUCACACUUGAGAGAUGCACACCAACAAUUAAUUUCAUAUAGCUCAAUGCAGAAGCUUUCACCUCCAUCAAGUGGUGAGUGUGAGUGAAAAACAAAAGGGAUGAGAAAAUCUCCCGUCCAUUUCCAGGGGAAAAAAUUACAUAAGACCCCCACCUCUUCACCUCCUUAAAGUGGCCAGCUACUGGUACUGUAGUAAUCAUUCCCUGUCAU
Messenger RNA from Gymnogyps californianus (California condor), 2534 nucleotides. RefSeq names its product glucose-fructose oxidoreductase domain containing 1 (gene GFOD1). The record is from RefSeq and is a predicted model, not a curated record. NCBI's taxonomy places the organism in Eukaryota, Metazoa, Chordata, Aves, Accipitriformes, Cathartidae. Gene Ontology annotation, molecular function: nucleotide binding. The transcript has 4 exons. Bases 155 to 1363 code for a protein of 402 amino acids.